GCAGGCAGAGAGCAAGAGAGGCACAGAGUCCGGCAUUGGUCCCGAGGCAGCCAGUUAGCCCGCCGCCUGUCUGUCUGUCCCCAGAGCCAUGCAGAGAGCCAGUCUGAUCCAGAAGGCCAAGUUGGCAGAGCAGGCCGAACGCUAUGAGGACAUGGCAGCCUUCAUGAAGAGCGCCGUGGAAAAGGGUGAGGAGCUAUCCUGCGAAGAGCGAAACCUGCUCUCAGUGGCCUACAAGAAUGUGGUGGGUGGCCAGAGGGCUGCCUGGAGAGUCCUGUCCAGUAUCGAGCAGAAAGGCAAUGAGGAGGGCUCGGAAGAGAAGGGCCCGGAGGUGCGAGAGUACCGGGAGAAGGUGGAGACCGAGCUCCGGGGCGUGUGUGACACCGUGCUGAGCCUGCUGGACACCCACCUCAUCAAGAAGGCCGGUGAUGCUGAAAGCCGGGUCUUCUACCUGAAAAUGAAGGGCGACUACUACCGCUACCUGGCCGAGGUGGCCACCGGUGACAACAAGAAGCGCAUCAUUGACUCAGCCCGGUCGGCCUACCAGGAGGCCAUGGACAUCAGCAAGAAGGAGAUGCCGCCCACCAACCCCAUCCGUCUGGGCCUGGCCCUGAACUUUUCUGUCUUCCACUACGAGAUCGCCAACAGCCCUGAGGAGGCCAUCUCACUGGCCAAGACCACCUUCGACGAGGCCAUGGCUGACCUGCACACCCUCAGCGAGGACUCCUACAAAGACAGCACCCUCAUCAUGCAGCUGCUGCGAGACAACCUGACACUGUGGACGGCCGACAACGCUGGGGAAGAGGGCGGCGAGGCUCCCGAGGAGCCCCAGAGCUGAGCCAAGCCUGCAACCCUCCCGGCCCUGCCCUGCCCUCUCCAGUCCCCCACCCCCCUGCAGAGAGGACUAGUAUGGGGUGGGAGGCCCAACCCUUCUCCCCAAAUGCUCUGCUCCAGCUCAGAAAGGCUCCAUAGAGAGGGCUCAGCAGAGCUGAGGUCACCUGGAGCCAGAGGACCCCACUCUUCUUGCAGCUGUGGGGUGCUCCUAACCACUGGGCAUCCCACCCACCUCUGCUCUCUGCACCCCCUUCCUCGAGACCUCCACCCGUGAACCGGGCCACUUCUUCCCGCCUCUUGACUCCCUCCUGCUCCUGCCGCGUCUGGAUCUUAGGAAUUGAGGAGUGUCCCACCCUUGUGGCUGAGAACUGGACUGUGUGGCAGAGGCUGGACAUGGGUGUGUGCGUGUGUGACUGUGUGUGAGAGCGAGACUGAGAAUGAGAGGGAAAGCAUGUCUGCUGGGUAUGACCAUGUUUCCUUUCAAUAAAGUUCCCCUGUGACACUC
This is a messenger RNA of Diceros bicornis minor, 1336 nucleotides long. RefSeq names its product stratifin (gene SFN). Lineage: Eukaryota; Metazoa; Chordata; Mammalia; Perissodactyla; Rhinocerotidae. Bases 89 to 835 code for a protein of 248 amino acids. The record is from RefSeq and is a predicted model, not a curated record. Gene Ontology annotation, biological process: signal transduction. The transcript has a single exon. Gene Ontology annotation, molecular function: protein kinase binding. Gene Ontology annotation, cellular component: cytoplasm.